This is a messenger RNA of Pedinophyceae sp. YPF-701, 405 nucleotides long. NCBI's taxonomy places the organism in Eukaryota, Viridiplantae, Chlorophyta, Pedinophyceae. The record is from the annotation of a GenBank genome assembly.
AUGUAUGCCGAUGCACAGGCGGCUGCAGUACAGCGCCGCGCCGCGGAGAGGCGGCGCGCGGGGCGCGCGGCACCCCCAAAGGCGCUACCUCACUUCAGCACCGUGCCUGUUCGCCUGCCCGUGCAGGAGCGGUCGAACAAUCUGUACGUGAAGAACCUCCCAAUCACGUGGGAUGUCGUCCGGCUCCAGGAAUUCUUCGGGAUGUGCGGCCAGGUCACUGAGUGCCGCAUCCUGCCCAUCAGCGGGGUAGCGCCCGGAGCGUCGGCGCUGGUGCGCAUGUCCGCGGUGGAGGAGGCUGCCGCCACGAUCGAGCAGGUCCACGGGAAGAUCCCACCGGGUGAGCGAGACCCCCCGCGCGGCCAUGCGCGAGAUGGAGCAGUGCUCCCAGUGCUGUUGGUUGUCUAG